AUGAAAAUAUACUCUAUUACUGUAUUCUCUACGGAAAAUGAAGAGGCAGUAAAUUUGGCAGGAGAAUAUGAUCUCUCUGGUUUUGGCUUUUUUCAACGUGGAAGUGUUCAAGAAUUUAUGAAAUUUUUCUCAAAAACUGUUGCUGAAAGAACAAGACCAGGACAAAGGUUGAGUGUUGAAGAGAACAAUUGCAUAUUUUAUUCUUAUGUAAGAACUGAAGGCCUUGCUGGAAUCAUUAUUUGUGAUAGCGAAUACCCACAACGGGUAGCUUUUUCCUUGUUGAGUAAAAUUAUUGACGAAUUUAUUGUAAAAUUUGCUCGAAAUACGUGGCAACCACAAACAAUUUCUUAUCCUGAGCUUAAAACUUACUUGAUAAAAUAUCAAGAUCCAAAAGAAGCUGAUCAAAUUACAAAAGUUCAGGAACAAUUAGAUGAAACUAAACAAGUUAUGAACAAGACAAUUGAAUCUCUCUUGCAACGUGGCGAAAAACUGGACGACCUUAUUGAUAGAUCUCAAGAAAUUUCAUUUCAAUCAAAAGCAUUUUAUAAACAAGCGAAAAAG
This is a messenger RNA of Dentiscutata erythropus, 561 nucleotides long. NCBI's taxonomy places the organism in Eukaryota, Fungi, Glomeromycota, Glomeromycetes, Diversisporales, Gigasporaceae. The record is from the annotation of a GenBank genome assembly.